Molecule: messenger RNA, 561 nt
Organism: Ipomoea nil (Japanese morning glory)
Lineage: Eukaryota; Viridiplantae; Streptophyta; Magnoliopsida; Solanales; Convolvulaceae
Exons: 2
Coding region: 1-561 (186 amino acids)
Source: RefSeq, a predicted model, not a curated record
AUGACAGACUUACUCGGGCGUGCUGGGAUGACCGAUUGCAAGCCUCUCACUACGCUAGCUGUCGUCACUAAACCAGUUACCUCGUCUGAUGAACUGUUUGAUAAUCCCACACAGUAUCGUCGAAUAGUAAGGGAGCUGCAGUAUCUCACCAUCACACGCCCGGACCUCUCUUUUUCGAUCAACCGACUGUGUCAAUUCAUGCAUGCACCGACUGUUGAUCAUUGGGCCUUGGUUAAGCGUGUGUUGCGCUAUGUCAAGGACAAGAAGAGCACCAGUGGUUAUGCUGUGUUUCUCGGGGACAAUCUCAUCUCUUGGCAGUCUAGGAAGCAGCGCACCGUGGCUCGCUCAUCCACCGAAGCUGAAUAUAAGGCCUUAGCCGAUGUUGCAGCUGAGGUGACCUGGGUUGUGUCUUUACUCCCCGAGUUAGGUCUGCACGGCAGGCAACCUUCCAGCAUUUGGUGUGAUAACUUGGGUGCCACUUAUCUCUGCGCUAAUCCAGUUUUCCACGCACGAACGAAGCAUGUCGAGAUCGACUAUCUUUUGUUCGUGACAAGGUUGUGA